AUGAAUCCAAAGCCGCACACGAAACCCUAUCUCAAGGCAUUAAAGAGGUGGAGCUGCCGUGAGACGACACGCCACCAUGGAUCCGCCGCCGACCUCGACGGCGCUCGUGCGCAAGCGCGACGACACCGAACUGAUGCCCCCGCCCCUCAAGUGAAGCGCAUAAAACGCCCGAAGAAGGUCAUUGACGAAGAUACCUACACGGAUGCGCUUUCCAAGAUUAUCGCCCGCGACUUCUUCCCCGGUCUUCAAGAGACCGAAGCUCAGCACGAGUACCUCGAUGCCCUCGAAUCGAAGAACACAUCAUGGAUCAUCAACGCUGAUCAACGCCUACGCGAGGCCUUGACCCCUGCGAGGCGUGCAACCCCGCACCGUCGACGGCCGCCGGUGCCGGACGUCAAUACCAACGUCACUCUCGGCAAAUUCCAGUCGACGUACACCAGCGAGGACAACGAGAGUUUUUACAAGCUUUUGGACAAGCAGAAUCAGAAGCAAGCGGAUAAAAACGGUUGGAUCUGGAACGAGAAUAAGCUCCCAUCGAAGCAGAUGCUCAAGCAGCGCGAGAUCAACGACAGGCUUUUGACCGAAGGCAAGGAAGAGAUUCGGAACUCGGAUAACAGACCGGCACGUCCGGACAGCUGGAAAUUGGAACCCAGAAAUUCUCUCAUGUUCAUCCCUGAGGGUGUGGACGAUAACUAUCAGACCCCGACAGCGAGAGCCGAGGCCGCAUCGGCGAAACGGCUCGUUUACGAAAAUACCAGGGCGCCUCAUCCCAUCAUCCCCGCGAGGCCAAGCUCCCCUACUCUUUCCGCCAUCCGAGAUGCCGUCCACGGAGAAGUGAGGGAGGUGUUUAAAACGGACAGCAUCCUUACGGGCGGGAACGAAACGCCUCGGGUCAACGGCUACACAUUCGUGGACGACGAGGACGAGCCGGCCGUGCCCGAGGUGUCUAUACCGGUGAUAGACCUCGGGCCGGGCGAUGCAACGCCGAACCCUUUCAAGAUUCAGGACAAGAGGAAACGGGAGGCGCUGCACCACAAGAUGGUGGAGCGCAUCUCCCAAUCGAGACGCGAAGCCUCGCGGAACGGUUUCACGGGCAAGGCGGAAAGAACCCCGGUUCCAAAGUUCCCCUCUAGUCCCCGAGUUUCAGGCGGGCUAACUCCCGCUGCUCAGAGGCUUCUAAGUCGCAAUGCUCCACCCGCGACGAGGCCCGACAAAGCACUCAUGAAGCUCGCCGAUUUCGCCAUCGAUCUCGCCGCGGUCAUCCGAGCGACUCGAUCCGUCGCCUCCCACCAUGCAGCCCUCCGCGCGCGGCAGCUCGACGCGCUGAGCCGGACGUCGGGCAUUGGCCUAACUAGCGUCCGGAGGCGGGCACCCGAGACCCGCGACACUUCAACAGCCGCCGACGAUGGCGGUGCGCCGCUUGACGCCCGGGAGCCGCUCUCGGAAGCCGGGACGCAAGCUGCCGCAGAGGUAGGGGCAGAGGUGGGUCAAGGGAAACCGGUCGUGCAUACGCCGCACGCGCAGACGAUACGAUCCCCACGCCAUGCCGAUGGCCCCACGAUACGGGCAGCGGGAGCGGGCGCGGGAGUAGGAACAGGAGCGGGUGGCGUGCUGUCUCAGCUUCAGCAUAGGACAGAGGCCAAGUUCCCCGUGUCUUCCGGGGGCGAGGUGCACUCGCCGCUCAAACACCCGGCAGCUCCGCGGUACCAGGAUCCGCUGUCGGGAGCGGGCGGCCGGGAAGAGAAGGCAAAGGUGGCGGAUGAGCAUGAUGACCUCGCUCGGCAAGGGAGGGCGGCGGCGCGGAGCCCUGGUCAACCUUUGCCGGCUGCUCAGUACCCGGCGCCGUGGGCCGACCUACCGAGUUCAGCGCCAGUGAUCGAGGCCGUGACGGAGACUGCGGUGAGAGAAGCCCCAAUCUCGGACGCCCAGACACCACCAUCGCCGCCGCCGCCGCCGCCGACACCAAAGCCUGUCGAGGAGGCUCAGCCGCAAGCGCCCCGGGAGGCAGCAGAGCCGUCUGCGAGCGGAGCCGACCAGGUACCGCUUCCUAACCCGAUCCAGGGGCGCUCCUACGUACUUAGGGAAUCCAAGGUGCCGGCCACCCGGCUAAGUAGGAUAUGGAAUUACAGCGGCCUCGCGGCGGGGAUGCUGGGCGGAGCCUUCACGGAGAGCCUAGCCCGGGCGGUGGGCGGCAAGGGCACGGGCUCGGUGAUGCUGAGCGAGAGCAAUAUGGAGAGGCUGGUGGCCAAGUUAUCGCGCAUGCGGGGCGCGGCGCUCAAGAUGGGCCAGCUGAUGAGCUUCCAGGACGCCAAGAUGCUGCCGGGCCCCAUCCACGAGGUCCUCCAGAGGGUGCAGGACCGGGCCGACUACAUGCCGGCGUACCAGCGGGACCAGGUCCUGCGAUCCAACCUGGGGGACAACUGGCGCGACCUAUUCGACGAAUUCGAGGAGACGCCCAUCGCCGCGGCGUCCAUCGGCCAGGUGCACAAGGCCACGCUCAAGUCGAACGGGCGGGCCGUGGCGGUCAAGAUCCAAUUCCCCGGCGUGGCGGACUCGAUCAACUCGGACCUCGACAACCUCGGCAUCCUCCUCACGGCGACCAAGCUGCUGCCCAAGGGCCUCUACCUAGACAAGACCAUUGCCAACGCGCGGACCGAGCUCGGCUGGGAGUGCGACUACGAGCGCGAGGCCGCGUGCCUCGUGCGCUUCAAGCAGCUCAUGGCCGGGGAAGACGACGUCUUCGUCCUGCCCGACGUGCACGCCGAGGCGUCGGGCAAGCAGGUCCUCACCAUGGAUUUCUUGCCCGGCAGCGCCGUGACGCGCAUUGCCACCUUUACGCAGCGACAAAAGGACUGGAUCGGCACGCAGCUCCUACGCCUCUGCCUCCGCGAAAUCACCGAGUUCCGCUUCAUGCAGACGGACCCCAACUGGACCAAUUUCUUGUACAACGCCGCGAGCGACAAGCUCGAGCUCCUCGACUUUGGCGCCUCGCGCGAGUUCCCCAAGGCCUUUGUCGACCACUACGUCCACCUCCUCGCCGCGGCCUCGCGCUCGGACCGGGCCAAGGUCAAGCAGCUUUCCGAGGACCUGGGCUACCUCACCGGCCUCGAGAGCAAGGCCAUGCUCGACGCGCACAUCGGGUCCACGAUUACCGAGCGCGUCAAGGGCUUCAUCCCCGUCAUGCUCAAGGAGAGGCUCGCCCCGCCCCGGAGGAGACGUACAGCCUCCACCGCAAGCUGA
Molecule: messenger RNA, 3240 nt
Organism: Parascedosporium putredinis
Lineage: Eukaryota; Fungi; Ascomycota; Sordariomycetes; Microascales; Microascaceae
Source: the annotation of a GenBank genome assembly